UGCGCCGCAGCGAAUGGUCGCGCCGGGCCGCCGCUCUAACUGACCUUUCACCCGCGCCCAGCGGUCCCGGGCGGCGGCACAAGGCGGAAGCCAUGGCGGAGGCGGCGGCUGCAGCGGGCGGGACGGGCGUGGGCACAGGCUGCUGUUCUGCAGCGGACCGGGACCGAGACCCGGACCCGGAUCGAGACCGUGCCGGGCGGAGGCUCCGGGUUCUCUCCGGUCAUCUGCUGGGCCGGCCCCAGGAGGCUGUGAGUACCAAUGAGUGCAAAGCGCGGAGAGCCGCGUCGGCGGCCACGGCGGCUCCCACUGCCACUCCCGCCGCGCAGGAGUCGGGCACCAUCCCCAAGAAACGGCAAGAAGUUAUGAAAUGGAAUGGAUGGGGAUAUAAUGAUUCCAAGUUCUUCUUCAAUAAGAAAGGCCAAGUUGAGUUGACUGGGAAAAGGUACCCUCUUAGUGGCAUGACUUUACCAACUUUUAGAGACUGGAUCCAAAAUACCCUUGGAGUAAGCCUGGAGCAUAGAACUACCUCUAAAGCAUCCUUAAAUCCUAGUGAUACACCUCCUUCUAUUGUAAAUGAAGAUUUUCUUCAUGACCUUAAAGAAACUAAUAUUUCAUAUUCACAAGAAGCAGAUGAUCGAGUAUUUAGAGCUCAUGGUCAUUGUCUUCAUGAGAUAUUUUUGCUCAGGGAAGGAAUAUUUCAGCGAAUUCCUGAUAUAGUUUUAUGGCCAACAUGUCAUGAUGACGUAGUUAAGAUUGUGAAUCUAGCGUGCAAAUAUAACCUUUGUAUCAUACCAAUUGGUGGAGGAACAAGUGUAUCAUACGGCUUAAUGUGUCCUGCAGAUGAGACAAGAACAAUUAUUUCUUUGGACACUUCACAAAUGAAUCGAAUCCUCUGGGUUGAUGAGAACAAUCUGACAGCUCAUGUAGAGGCUGGUAUAACAGGACAGGAUUUGGAAAGACAGCUUAAAGAAAGUGGUUAUUGUACAGGUCAUGAACCGGAUUCCCUGGAAUUCAGCACUGUGGGAGGAUGGGUAUCUACUCGGGCAUCGGGCAUGAAAAAGAAUAUCUAUGGCAAUAUUGAGGACCUGGUGGUUCAUAUAAAAAUGGUAACACCUAGAGGUAUAAUAGAAAAAAGCUGUCAAGGACCUCGUAUGUCAACAGGCCCUGAUAUCCAUCACUUCAUCAUGGGAUCUGAAGGAACUCUUGGUGUGAUAACAGAAGCUACAAUAAAAAUCAGACCAAUCCCUGAAUACCAAAAGUAUGGCUCAGUAGCUUUCCCUAAUUUUGAACAAGGAGUAGCCUGUUUAAGAGAAAUUGCAAAACAGAGAUGUGCUCCUGCAUCUAUUCGCCUCAUGGACAACCAACAGUUUCAGUUUGGUCAUGCUCUUAAACCUCAGGUUUCCUCUAUUUUUACAUCAUUUUUGGAUGGCUUAAAAAAGUUUUAUAUUACAAAGUUUAAAGGAUUUGAUCCAAAUCAGUUAACUGUUGCUACAUUACUAUUUGAGGGGGACCGUGAGAAGGUUCUUCAACAUGAAAAACAAGUGUAUGACAUUGCUGCAAAAUUUGGUGGGUUGGCAAUUGGAGAAGAUAAUGGACAGAGAGGUUAUUUGCUGACCUAUGUCAUUGCGUAUAUUCGAGACUUGGGUUUGGAAUACUAUAUAUUAGGAGAGUCUUUUGAGACUUCUGCUCCUUGGGACAGGGUUGUGGAUCUCUGUAGAAAUGUAAAAGAACGAAUAACAAGGGAAUGCAAAGAGAAGGGUGUUCAGUUUGCUCCUCUUUCUACAUGCAGGGUGACGCAGACUUAUGAUGCAGGUGCAUGUAUCUAUUUCUACUUUGCCUUUAACUACAGGGGAAUAAGUGACCCACUGACUGUGUUUGAACAAACCGAGGCAGCUGCUAGAGAAGAAAUCCUUGCUAAUGGAGGGAGCCUCUCACAUCACCACGGAGUGGGCAAGUUACGGAAGCAGUGGCUAAAGGAAAGUAUCUCUGAUGUCGGCUUUGGGAUGCUGAAGUCUGUCAAGGAAUAUGUGGACCCCAAUAACAUCUUUGGAAACAAAAACCUUUUAUAAAUCCAUUACUGUUGUUACAAAAAAAAUGUCACUUUUUUUUUAUUUUUAAGUCUUCAACUAUGGUUAUACCAGUAAUCAAAUAUAUCAUGGAUUGUAUUUCAGCAAAAUUUUUUUGUUGGUUUUAAAUAAGUUGUUUCUGUUUUGUUUUGUUUCUACAUCUAUGGAUUGACAGAUGGUAUUCCUAAAUCUCUCUCAUUGUAGGUGCAUCAGUUUACAGCCAACUGGUUGUCAUUUCAAAUUUUAGUCAGGUGGCACAGGGCUGCUAGUUGUUAUUUCAGAGGAAGAUGCUGCCAGCUGUUUCGUGUUGAUGCUUCCCCUUGGGAACAAAGGGAGAUUUUGGUGUCAUCCACUGCUUAUCUAGCCUCCCUUUUAAGGACGUUUCUGGAAAGCAGUUAUCUGGGGAAGGAUGCCACUGAGGAGUGAUAACACAUGUAUGUUUUUUAAGAGUGCAUUCUAGUGUGAGUAGGUCAUUAAGAAGAAUACUAAUGAAAGAAUAUAGGCGACCUGUUAUUUAGGAUGCCUCAGUUCGGUGAGAUGCUUGGCCUACAUUUUUCUUUGAAAUUAGUAUACGUUUAUAAAACCUGAGAUGAGCAAAAAGUUAUUGUUAGGGGACAUGUUUCUAUUCUCCACGUUUCUGUUUCUACUGGGGUAUGAGUUGAAUGUGUAUCACCGAGAUAGAUAACUUCUUGUUAUAUCCUAGUUCCUUCGUAGUAUGUUUUGUAAGAAAGCUGACUUAUCACUCAUUGUAUGUGAACAGCAGGUUUACCAUGAAACGAAUGCCUUUAUUUAGCUUAGAAUCCUAAUGUUUCUGAUUUCACAUUCUUGUUGCUGAGAUGCAGAAGAAACUGCAACCGGAGUAGAAGAAGGAAGACUCCUUACACUUAAUGUCUCCAGUUUGAAGAAUUGUUUGACUAAUGAAACACACUUACCAUUUAGCUGUUGAAUUUGAAAACCUCAAGAGAUUCAAUGACAAUUUUUUUUUUAAUUAACCCAAACAACCUGAUAAAUUGUCAUAUAAAAGUAAAGUUUCAAUUUAGUUUUUAA
Molecule: messenger RNA, 3113 nt
Organism: Herpailurus yagouaroundi (jaguarundi)
Lineage: Eukaryota; Metazoa; Chordata; Mammalia; Carnivora; Felidae
Gene: AGPS
Product: alkylglycerone phosphate synthase
Exons: 20
Coding region: 93-2069 (658 amino acids)
Biological process (GO): lipid biosynthetic process
Cellular component (GO): peroxisome
Molecular function (GO): alkylglycerone-phosphate synthase activity; FAD binding
Source: RefSeq, a predicted model, not a curated record